UUUAUUUGUUAGAUGUUGGACCUUUUGGAUAAAUUCUGUCACAACAUGUUCUGUUGUAUUACCCAUGUCUUUGAGAGACUUCCUCCUAUCAUUAACCAUUUGACAGGUGAUGACUGAGCCUUUAGAGAAUUCCAGUCCCUCAUGCCAAGUAGAGCUCCAGUUGGUUGUCUCUAUUUUUUUUUUAAUUUUUUUAAUAUUUAGUUAUCAGUGGACACAACAUCUUUGUUUGUAUGUGGUGCUGAGGAUCAAACCCGGGCCACACGCAUGCCGGGCGAGCGCGCUACCGCUUGAGCCACAUCCCCAGCCCUGGUUGUCUCUAUUGAACCUUGCCCCAAAUGCAGAUUUUUAGAGCAAAAGAAAUGUUGUUAUUAUCUUAAGCCACCAUGUUCUAGAGUAAUGUUUAUGUUGAACUUUUUUUUUGCAGGGGGCGGGGGUUCCCAAAACCCCAGGGGUGCCUAACCACUGAGCCACAUCCCCAAUCCUUUCUAUUUUUUACUUUGAAGCAGGGUCUUGCUAAGUUGCUUAGGGCCUUGCUAAGUUGCUGAGGCUGACCUCAAACUUUGUAUCCUCCUUCCUCAGUCUCCCAAGGCGCGUGUUACAGGUUUGGGCACUGAGCUUGGCUAAUGUCAUCAAAGCUUUCUUUUUGGCAAUUAUGUGUUUAAAAAAUGUUGAACUUUAAUUUCUAUGUGGUGGAAUGCACAGAGCCUCCAUGUACAGUUUGAACAAUACUCACAAACGCAUGUGCUUGUUACCCAUGUCCUCUGAAAACCUUGUGAAAGAAAAUGUGGUAGACCCAGGUGAGAACAGUGCAGCAUUAGACGAUGAGUUGAAAAGAAACUGGCAGGAUCUCUUUUACAUUUGGGUAUAAUCUGAAUACGACGGGAAACCAUUGUACUUUAUUUUAGAAUAAACCCUUUAUUUUAGAAUGAUUUUACUUCACACAAAGUUGUGAAGAUAGUACAGAGAAUUCCCAUAGUAGUCCUCUGACGUAACCCUUUUGUUACUAUGUUACAUUAGUAUGGUCAUUUACCACAACUACUGAACCAGUGUUGGUACAUUACUAACCAAACUGUAUACUUUGUUUAGAUUUCUUUAUUUCUUUUUGGUGGGUUGGGGUGGGGCUGCUGGGAAUUGAACCCCGGGCCUUGUGCUUGCUAAAUAAGGACUCUACCACUGAACCACAUUUCCAGCUCCUUUUAAAAAAAAUUUAUUCUGGGACGUUUUUUGCCAAGUUGCCUGGGCUGUUGGUGGACUUGUGCUGCUCUGUCCUGAGCCUGCUGAGUGACGGGAUCACAGGUGUGCACCCCUGCACCUGGCUGGGUGGUUCAUUGGGAUUGGGGCUUCAGCAGAGAGCUUUGGGGAACACAGACCCUUAGCCUGUAACAGGAUCCUUUUUGUGUUCCAGGAUCCUUUGCUGUUGCCAUUGCAUUGAGUCUUCUUGUCUCCUUAGGUUCCUCUAGAUGGUGACAGUUCCUUAGGCUUUCUCUGUGACAGUUUUGAGGGAUGUUGCCGAAUGUCCCUCACGCUGGGUUUGUCUGAGGUUUUUCUACAGUUUGGGCAUGUGUUUGGGGUUGUAUUAAACUGCAGUAGAAAUAUUGUGUAGGCCAUUGAAGACUGAAUCUGACCUCAGGGUAUGUGGCAGGGCUCAAGAUUCAAUUUGGGGGUUACACAUUGUAUCUUUAAAUAAUUCCAUUGUGCUUUCAGGCUACGGAUUUGGUUUGGUAGAAUAAAGUGCCCAGGCAUAAUUUGGUCAGAGUGAUGAAAAAGACUGACAUCACACAAAUGUUAAUAAACACGAUGAGAAACAAUAUAGAUAACCUUUUAAUCAGCAUUGGUGGCCUCUCUGUAUGAUUUUGAGUCCCGGCUAGUAUAGCAAGUUGAGCAGUGGACAAUUUAGUUUGAUUUAGAUACUUCAAAACUACUGGGAAAGAGGCAGUGUCCGUUUCUUCCCCAAGGAGCAGUGUGUGUCUGGCCUUGGGGACAGCCGCGUACCAGUGCCUCUUGUCUCCUUCUUUCCAGAGGGUAAUCAGUCAGGAGCAGGGGCUUCCCUAGAUGCGGGUGGUGACGGCUCUAGCUUUCAUGCUUGUCCAGGUGGAAGCCAGUCUUGGCGCCUCUGCCUGUGUCCUUCUACUUUGCCUUCUCCCUUGUCCCCUGGGGAGGGCUGGCUUUCUGUCUUGAAGUCUCUCAUUGUGAUGAUGAAGAUGGGGAGACUAUAACAUUUAUAUUAUUUGGCUACAUAAUAGGACUUUAACAUAUAUGGCAGUUUUGAAAAAUGAUAUUAUGUUUGACCAUAACCAUUGAGAACUUAAAUUUUAAAUUGCUACAUAGAAGCAGACCUAUUAACUUUAUUUAUUUUUUAUUUUUUUAAAUAUUUAUUUAUUUAUUUUUUAGUUUUCGGCGAACACAACAUCUUUGUAUGUGGUGCUGAAGAUCGAACCCGGGCCGCAUGCAUGCCAGGCGAGCAUGCUACUGCUUGAGACACAUCCCCAGCCCUUAUUUUUAGAAAAUAAAAUUUUAAGUUAAUAUUAUUAGAGGAAUUUAUGGGUCUUUCCUUUUCUUUCCCCCCAAACUCUAUUUAUUUUUAGAGAGUUUGUACUGGCCCAUCAUCCCUUUUCUGGGGAGUUGAUUUUAAGAAAGUUUUGCAGUGGCUGGGGCUGUGGCUCAGCGGUAGCGUACUUGCCUGGCAUGUGUGAGGCACUGGAUUUGAUUGUCAGCACUGUGUAUACAUAAAUAAAAUAAAGGUCUAUCAACUACACACACACACACAUAUAUAUAUUCAAUUUUGCAGAAUAUCUACAAGCAUUGUGUACAUAGAGGGUGAUGAAAAAACUGUGCCCGUCUCUCUGGCUUAGGAAAACCUCUUCCGACUUUGUGUGCCCCUUCUAGACCCUUGUUCCAGAGAGGAGCAGCUUGGAGAUAGGGUCAACUUUGUAGUGUGCCAACUCUUUGCCUUGUUAGCAGCCAUUUGGUUUCGAACUUAUCUACAUUCAAGCAAAACUAGCUCUUUUAUAAGACAUAUAGUUGCUACCCUUUUGGGCCUUUAUCUUGCACUUUUUUGCUUUGGAUGGUAUGCCUUACAUUUUCUUGUGCAAAGUGGGAUUUCCUACUGCAUCAUGAUCAUAAUAGGAGUGGAGAGCAUGCACAAUGCUGGGGAUGGAACCCAGGGCCUUGUGCGUGCUAGGCAGGCACUCUACCACUGAGCCACAUCCCCACCUGCAGGAUAACAACUUUUUAAAGAUCACACAGGCAAAACAAAAAGAUACUGUUUUGUGUUUGCUUUGGGAUACCUCACAGUGUGCCAAAUCACUAGAGUCUAUAUCUUUGAUUAUGGACAAUAUUCUGCUGAUUUUUCAGGCCCGAUGAUGAUCAUCACUCAGAAGAUCACCAGUUUGGCUUAUGAAAUUCAUGAUGGGAUGGUUCGAAAGGAUGAAGAACUGACUCCAUCACAGAGGGGCUUGGCUGUAAGGCGCAUGCCAAGCCUCCUGGAGUAUGUAAGUUACAACUGUAACUUCAUGGGCAUCCUGGCGGGCCCACUCUGCUCUUACAAAGACUACAUUACUUUCAUUGAAGGCAGGUCGUACCACAUGACACAGUCAGGUGAAAACGGAAAAGAAGAGGUGCAGUAUGAGAGAACAGAGCCAUCUCCAAACGAAUCCGUGGUUCAGAAACUCCUGGUGUGUGGGCUCUCCUUGUUCGUUCACUUGACCAUCUCCAACAUGUUGCCUGUGGAGUACAACAUUGACGAGCGCUUUCAAGCCACAGCUUCAUGGCCAACCAAGAUUACCUAUCUGUACAUGUCUCUACUGGCUGCCAGACCUAAAUACUAUUUUGCAUGGACCUUAGCUGAUGCUAUUAACAAUGCUGCAGGCUUUGGUUUCAGAGGAUAUGACAGAAAUGGAGCAGCUCAUUGGGACUUGAUUUCCAAUUUGAGAAUUCAGCAAAUAGAGAUGUCAACAAGUUUCAAGAUGUUUCUUGAUAAUUGGAAUAUCCAGACAGCUCUUUGGCUCAAAAGGGUGUGUUAUGAACGGGCCUCCAUCAGUCCAACCAUCCAGACUUUCUUUCUCUCUGCCAUUUGGCAUGGGGUAUACCCAGGAUACUAUCUGACCUUUUUAACAGGGGUAUUGAUGACAUUAGCAGCACGAGCUAUGAGAAACAACUUUAGACAUUAUUUCCUCAAAACUCCCCAACUUAAAUUAUUUUAUGACAUCAUAACAUGGGCAGUAACUCAAAUAGCAAUAAGUUAUACAGUUGUGCCAUUUGUGCUUCUUUCUAUAAAACCAUCAUUCACGUUUUACAGCUCCUGGUAUUACUGCCUUCACGUCUGUAGUAUCUUAGUAUUAUGGUUGUUGCCAGUGAAAAAGACUCAAAGAGGAAAGAAUAUACAUGAAAACCAUCAGCUCUCACAGUCCAGAAAGGUUGACGAAAGAGAAAAUUCUUUGGCAGAGGACAGUUUCUCCACAAGAAACAGCAUUUGCAAUCAGAACCAAGAAAAAGCCUCUAGACCAUCUUCAUCAAGGCAGUGAUGGGGAGGCCUUCCUGCUGACUGCCUUUCUUGUGUUGACAGAAACCAGUCUUAGCACCUUCGCAAGGGGUUUGUGUUUGUUUGAAAAGAGAUUAACGGGGGAAAUGGGACAGCUAUAGGUAGGGAAUUUCCUGUAAACCAGAUUGGAAACGGAAAGAAGCAGCCCUCCCAUGCCAUGUCCCUGUGGGCCACGCCUUACAUAAAAAUAUUUUCAUAUUUCAUGGGGCAUUCCAACCUCAGCAUAUGUCCACAAGGUCAUAUGUGUGCCCUGUUGCCGAAUGUAUGUUGUGUACCCCAAGGCACUGCAGAGGUGGAAAACUUAUCGUGUCCGACUGAAUGAUUGAGGGGGUUAACUUUUCCAAAUGAAUGUCUUGCCUUAAACCCUCUAUUUCCUAAAAUAUUGUUCCUAAAUGGUAUUUUCAAGUGUAAUAGUAUGAGAAGAUUAUUUCAAUAUUUGAUGUUGUAUAAUGUGAAGGAAUUUGAAACAGGAUAUUUAAGAUGGUAGAUACUUUAAAAAUGCAAUAAACAUCUCAGUAUUUGAAGGGUUUUCUUAAAGUAUCUCAAAUGACUACAGUGCAUAGUGAAACUGUAAGCAGUAAUGGAUGCCAAAUUAUAGGUAGCUUAUUUUGCUGGAGAGCUUAAUUACCUUGUGUUAGUCAGAGAGUCCUUCCAGGAGGAACUUCUUAAACAUAAUUAAAGGUUGGUAAUGUGAUAUUUUAAGCUUAUUUUCUUAAAAAAGAGAAAAUGAGGCAGGAAGGUAGGAAUGAAGAAAGCUCUGUGAGACUUGGAGCUAGAAACAGUUCCCCCUUUCUGCAUGGGGUUCUGUGUAACUGUCUAAGACAUAAAAGUUUAAAAACUGGGUAAUACUUUGGACUUUCAAGUGAAAUUGAUCAAGCAUAAAUUAUAUAGAAUUAGAAGAGAUAAUGAGAGUAACAGUGAUAGACUGCUUUUUUUGAAAGAAGUCUCUAGUAAUUAGGGUUCUGUCUGGCUAAUCAAUUUCCUAUCCUUGUCACUUUAAUUCCUAUGUGGAAAAGUUUUAGGAAAUCAAAAAGACAUAGCGACUGAAUGACGUUUUUGAGAUUAGUUUCCAGAUGCUUUUAAAUUUCUCACAUUAAAAUUUUGUUGUUAACUCCUGCUAAAAUGAGUUUUAGAUUCUGUAAGAAGAAAACUGUGAUUCCUUCUUAUGGGCCAUUUCUACCAUGAAUAAUCUUGCCUUGAAUUCCUGGGCAUCUCCUUUAGCCUGCAGAGUAUUGUGCUGACUGCAGUAGCAAGAGCAGGAGCUGGAACUGGAGGCCAGGUGUUACAGCUGGGCCCAGCCACAGAUGGUCUGUCACCCUGUGGCAGGGAAAGCAGAUGAGGCCUUCCAACCUCACCGUUGCUUGACCAAUCUUUGGUGGAACUUUUCUUUUUGCCUUAAAUUUUUAUGAAAUGAAAUUAUAUGUCUAUGAUGAGUCUCUUUUUCUGAUCACUAAUAAACUUAUAAAUGAAGUAAAGACAAAACAAAAAUCUGACAUAAGCUCUGUAGUAUUUCAUGUAAAGAAAUGCAAAGUCAAUGCACUUGGAACUUCUGUGGUCUCAAAAAGUCAGUGUAUUGUCUUAGAACUUUUAGAAACACACUUGCUUUUCUAAAGGCUUAUGUUUUUCUCUCUGAUGAGGCAAACCCCACUUCUUCCUCCCAGGCCAGGGUAGAUAGCUAAGUAACUUUUGUCUGUUUUCCCCGGCAUUGAAAUUAAGCUAGCUGCAUAAUGUGAGGUUAAAAAGGAAUGUUCAUGGAAAGUGUCUCCUCUUAAAACAUCUUCUCAGUUUAAUCAGUGCUGCAGAGAAUCUGCUCACUGUUAAGAGAAAGUAAACAAAUGUAGAGUAACCAGAAAGCUCUGCAAAAACUUUUGUGUUUUUUGUUUUCUUGGUUCUCUCUAUCCAGCUACUUACAGAGAGUCACCAUUUAUUUCUGUUGCCCGAGUAUAUUUCAUCUCUCAGCCCACAUCAUGCCCCCUGCUUUUUGCUGACUGAACAUCUAACUACAGCUCUGUCUGCAAAGAGCAAAGUGUUGGGCUGGCUCCUGGAUUCCCACCAGGAUGGCGCUGAGCCGUCCUGGUGGUAAUUUUUACCCCCCUGAAUCUACUAGUGCUUUUUAUGAAAUGUUUUUUGAAUACCUCUCAUCUGAUUUGGAGAAAUAAUCACAAAUAUGCAAUCUAAAAGAAAAACUAGGAUUCUAAUUCUCACCUUGAUUUUUCUCCAAGAAAAAAAAAAGUUUUACAAAAUGAAUAUUCUCUUUGGAGUGAUGUGAAGAUUAAUUUUUUGUUUCUACCUAUGGUAGAAGAAUUAAAAUCUAGCAUAUCUCUUCUGCUGUCAAGUAUAAAGGGAUUCAUUGUGAUGUGUGCUUGCUUUUUUUUUUCCUUCAGCAGCAGAAUAGGAUUCAGUGUGUAUUUAUAUUAUUUUCCCACUCUUCAGAUAUCAUGAAACCACACUAGAGAUGAUCAAUCAACAUCAUAUUUAUACUUCUGGUUAAUUACAUACUACUCAGGGAAAAAAAUUGAACAAAAAUAAUUAUUCUUCCCUCAAUUUCAUUUUCUUGAAACAAUAAUAGUUACUUUGGCGUGUCUCAACUGUCAUCAUUUUAUAAGUGGCUCAUUCUGUUUUUAAAAUUAGCAUUUUUGCUGGAACUCAGGGUAAUAGGGGAUGUUUAUUUAGCUUCUGAAAUAUCCAGAGUAAUAGACAAGAUUUAUUUGGCUUCAAAAAUGUCCAGCUACCACUUCUCGUAUCAGCCUCCACCUUCCACUUGUUUAACAUGUUGCCAUUGGUCCCCACCAUGUUGACACUCACACAGGGACUUACAUACACACCGCUUUUGAGAAACGUUGGCAGUGAAAGGUGGUUUCUGGAGGUAAGGGGAGCUCCUCCUGUGAGCACUGCCUGAACUGGAGGAGGAACUGGAAACUCUGGCUCUGCCUGUUGAGUGCCUGUUCUCUAGCGCUCAUGCUCCCUUCCCUUGCAAGGGAGAGGAAUGAGGACCCGGAAGGGGAGCCAAGUGCAAGGGCAUGGGCAGAUUCACAAGGAGAACUAUUGUGGUUGCUAAUUUUCAUUACUGACACUCAAAGCCAUGACUUUUUUAAAGGUUGUCAUAGCAACAAAGUAUUUGUGAGUGUGUAUGUGUGUGUGGUACUGGGAAUUGAACCCAGGGAUGCUCUACCACACCCUCCAACUGUUUUAUUUUUGUUUUUAGGCAGGGACUCACUAGUUUACUGAGGCUGGCCUUGAACUUCUGAUUCUUCUGUCUCAGCCUCUUGAAUCAGUGGGAUCAUAAGUGUGCACCACUGCACCUGGCCAGAAGAAAACCUUUUUAGUUGUUGUUUGAUUGUUUUAGUUGUGGUUUGGAUCUUUUAAAUUUUAUUUUGUUUUGUCUUUGGUACUGGGGGUUGGACCCAGGAGCACUUUACCACUGAACUACAUCCCUAGCCCUCCUUUUGAUCCUCCUGCCUCAGCCUCCUCAGUCACUGGGAUUAUAGGAGUGUGCCACCUUGCCCGGCUCAGAGGGCAAACAAUCCAUUAGAUCAGAAGGUGUGGCAAUAUACUAUUUCUACUGAACAUAGCCCUUAAAAAUGACUUUCAUAGUGAAAUGGUCUCUACUGAAGAAAACAUUUAUUUUUUAUUUUUGGUUCUGGGGAUUGAACCCAGUCCUUUGCUGAGACUGGCCUUGAAUUUGUGAUCCGCCUUUACCACUUUAUUUUAAACUACAGAAAAUAAUUAAAAUUUUUGCCAUUAAAAUGAUUUUAUAUAAGUCAUUCUUUAUUUGUUGACUUUAGGACAAACAUUUCCUGUUUAAAAUUCAUACCUUUUAAAUAUUUAAUUUGGAUAUUCUUGAACAAAUUGGACAUUUAUACUUUUUGUUUCCAAAUUCAUAAUUAUUGGAUAAUUGGUUUUAUGAGUUCUACAUAAGAUUGAAAAAAAUUACUUGAGAGAAUGAUUAUCUCAAAAUGGUACCUGUAUUGCUGUCAGCUAAGGAUUUGUCCAAGCUUCUAAAUAUCGGUCAGUAUUUUGAGGGUUAGUCAGACAUUAAUAGUCCAUUCUGCUGAAAUUUAAUAAAUCAAAUUUAACAUAGGUGCAGGAUUCUGAAUAACACUGUGAAUGCAAUCUUAACUACCCUCAAGGCCCUUACACACCUGUUGCACUUGACCCAGAGGCACCCAAUGAGUGGUUGAUCAUCAUGCUCUUUCUUUGGAUGCUAAAUUUCUGCUAAUAAAAGUGGGUUUGUACCACUGUGGUUGAAUGAACAGAUUGCAUUAAAAAAAAAAUAAAUCCACACUGAAAUUUGAGUUUGAAGGACUAGAAUGUAAAGGGUCUCUGCAGUGUUUUUCUGCAACACCAUGUAGUCAAUUCUAUUUAUAGUAAUUCUCCUUACAGAAGAAAAUUUAAAAUGAAAUUUUCAACAUUGAUAUUUUGUAGGAAUGCACUUCUAAUCAGUGAUUAAGCUGCUUUUUGAGGCUCUUGUUGUACAGAGGAUGCAGCCACUUGCAUUUUAAUUGAUAGGCUGCUUAAUAAUAUUUUAUAUGUUUUAAAAUAAUAUUUAUUUUAAUAGGUUUUUAACAUAAAGUUAAACCCCAGUAAAGAACUGACAAGCUUCAGGUCAUUGAUUGGGAAAAUUUUGUGAACCAAAAGUAAAGACACAUUUUUAUGCCAACUAAAUUGUCUUGCCUUUAAAACUGAUUAUAACUCUUCUUUUAGUAUGACUUUUAUAAAGAAAAAAGAAAAACAAACCCAAGACUCUGUGUUCUAUAAAUAGUAUAAAGAUCCAUGUAAAACUGCUGUCUGACACUUACCAGUGAUACACAGCCAUCUCUCCAGCCAUGUUUUAUCAAAUUUUGCAACUAUAAAAAGAAACAAAAAUAUAAUGAAAAACGGAAAGUUACAGAGCAACAUAAGCAAAAUGACUAACCAAUUUUUAAUAGCAUGUUUGAAGUGGAAAAAGUGUAUGCUGUUUACUGUUUCCAGCUAUAGUUUGGAUUUUCUUUGAGAAGUUGAUUUGUUAAUAUUCCUUUCCGUCCCUUCCCAGGAAAGGACAAACUUAAGUACUGAGGCAUUUUAAAUAUGCUUCUUUCCCAAUUUAAGUAUUUUUAGUUGGAUUUGUCAAUGAAGUACAUUUGCUACUGACUUUUUAUCGCAAGGAAAAAAGUGUUGAACACUAUGUUCUUGUCCGUCUUCUGUCAUCUUUACGGGAUUGCCUCUCAAACCAGAAGGGGCAUAAUAUAAGGCAGAGGGAAGGAGGUAAAAAUACUUGAGGUAAAGCAAGGGGUUGUGUCCCAUGCAGGGAGGUGUGUGAUUCAUCCCGCCCUCCCUUCAGAGCGCGUCUGGACCUCUGCCUGGAAGUUGCUGAGUCUCUGUUACUGGACGGUGAGGGGAGUGUGGCUGCAGCAGCCACGGUCAGCAGUGUUCUCUCCCCUCCCCAGGCAAGAAUGCCAUGUGGUGUUCUGUGCUGCUUGUUUUUAUUAUUCUAAAAUAUUUUUUUAAAGAAGUGUUAUUUUUCAACAGAUCCAUAAGUCAGUUCUUGUUGUACAGUGAGUUGCAACCACCACUGUCAGUUCAAUGUGGUGUCUUGAGUUUUUACCACUUGUUCCUGACCUGUGUCCCCAGAGCUCUUCUGGUGGCUUACUGCUGGGUUUGAAGGUGUGUUGAAUGUACAUGUUUUCUUUUUCUAAUUUGUGUGUCUUUGAAACUGAUUAAACAGUAGUUUAAAAGAAA
This is a messenger RNA of Marmota monax (woodchuck), 10258 nucleotides long. RefSeq names its product membrane bound O-acyltransferase domain containing 2 (gene Mboat2). Lineage: Eukaryota; Metazoa; Chordata; Mammalia; Rodentia; Sciuridae. Gene Ontology annotation, biological process: lipid modification. The record is from RefSeq and is a predicted model, not a curated record. The transcript is spliced from 14 exons. The coding region runs from base 3360 to 4523 and encodes 387 amino acids. Gene Ontology annotation, cellular component: membrane. Gene Ontology annotation, molecular function: acyltransferase activity.